AUGUCUCGUCCACACGUAUUCUUCGAUAUUACCAUUGGCGGAGAUCCAUCUGGUCGUAUCGUUAUGGAGUUGUUCAGCGAUGUAGUGCCGAAAACAGCAGAAAAUUUCCGUGCAUUAUGCACGGGUGAAGAAGGCUAUGGUAUAUUGGGAAAGGUUCUUUAUUACAAAGGUUCGAAAUUCCAUCGAGUCAUCCCAAAUUUCAUGUGCCAGGGUGGUGAUUUCAUACGCGGAAAUGGUACAGGAGGUGAAUCUAUUUAUGGUUUAACGUUUGAAGAUGAAAACUUCAAAGAGAAGCACACUGGACCUGGCGUGCUAUCCAUGGCAAAUGCUGGUCCAGAUACGAAUGGAUCUCAGUUCUUCUUAUGCACUGUGAAGACGGACUGGUUGGAUGGUAAGCAUGUUGUAUUCGGCCGAGUUAUCGAAGGAAUGGAUGUCGUACGGAAGAUUGAAGCAGUGGGUUCACAAAGCGGUAAGACAUCGAAGGAUGUAGUAAUUGCAGAUUGUGGACAAUUGUAG
This is a messenger RNA of Brugia malayi, 516 nucleotides long. Its product is annotated as cyclophilin-type peptidyl-prolyl cis-trans isomerase-3, Bmcyp-3, putative. Bases 1 to 516 code for a protein of 171 amino acids. The record is from RefSeq and is a predicted model, not a curated record. Gene Ontology annotation, cellular component: intracellular membrane-bounded organelle. Gene Ontology annotation, biological process: protein peptidyl-prolyl isomerization; protein folding. The transcript has 5 exons. Lineage: Eukaryota; Metazoa; Nematoda; Chromadorea; Rhabditida; Onchocercidae. Gene Ontology annotation, molecular function: peptidyl-prolyl cis-trans isomerase activity.